Panicum hallii is the source of this 1646-nucleotide messenger RNA. Its product is annotated as succinate--CoA ligase [ADP-forming] subunit beta, mitochondrial. Gene Ontology annotation, biological process: succinyl-CoA metabolic process; tricarboxylic acid cycle. The transcript is spliced from 12 exons. Lineage: Eukaryota; Viridiplantae; Streptophyta; Magnoliopsida; Poales; Poaceae. The record is from RefSeq and is a predicted model, not a curated record. Gene Ontology annotation, molecular function: succinate-CoA ligase (ADP-forming) activity; ATP binding; metal ion binding. Gene Ontology annotation, cellular component: mitochondrion; succinate-CoA ligase complex. Bases 133 to 1401 code for a protein of 422 amino acids.
AAAGAAAACGAAAGAGAAAAUUCGUGUGAAAAGGAAGUGGAAGACGAGGAAACCACAGAGGAAGCGUCUCCCUUCCACGCUUGUAGGGUUUCCGGAUCGGAGGAGCCCAGCCUCGCUCAGGUCGCCGCAGCCAUGGUUCGCGGAUCGCUCGGGAAGCUUGCGUCCCGCGCCCUCUCCGUCGCCGGGAGAUGGCAGCACCAGCAGCUCCGCCGCCUCAACAUCCACGAGUACCAGGGCGCGGAGUUGAUGGGGAAGUACGGGAUCAACGUGCCCAGGGGCGCGGCGGCUGGGUCCGCGCAGGAGGUCAAGGACGCCUUGAAGAACGUAUUCCCCAGCGAGAAAGAGAUAGUUGUUAAGAGUCAAAUCCUUGCUGGCGGCCGUGGGCUGGGCACUUUCAAAAGUGGGCUGAAAGGUGGUGUUCAUAUUGUUAAGGCUGAGGAAGCUGAAGGAAUUGCAAGUAAAAUGCUAGGCCAGAUUCUGGUCACGAAGCAAACUGGCCCAGAGGGGAAGAUUGUGAGCAAGGUCUAUUUGUGUGAGAAACUGUCACUUACUAACGAGAUGUACUUUGCCAUCACCCUUGACAGGAAAUGUGCUGGUCCGCUCAUUAUUGCUUGCAGCAAGGGAGGAACCAGUAUUGAAGAUCUUGCAGAGAAGUAUCCUGACAUGAUUAUUAAGGUUCCUAUUGAUGUAUUCAAAGGAAUAACAGAUGAGGAUGCAGCUAAAGUUGUUGAUGGUCUAGCGCUGAAGGCAGCAGACAGGCAGUCUUCUAUAGAACAGAUUAAGAAGCUCUAUGAACUUUUCUGCAAGUCUGAUUGCACACUGCUGGAGAUAAAUCCUCUUGCGGAGACAGCUGACAACAAGCUUGUUGCUGCUGAUGCAAAGUUGAACUUUGAUGAUAAUGCUGCAUUUAGACAGAAAGAAAUAUUUGCACUGCGUGAUACAACACAGGAAGACCCCAGGGAGGUUGCUGCUGCCAAAGCAGAUUUGAACUACAUUGGUCUUGAUGGAGAGAUUGGUUGCAUGGUGAAUGGAGCAGGAUUGGCCAUGGCUACCAUGGACAUUAUCAAGUUGCAUGGUGGUACACCUGCCAAUUUCCUUGAUGUUGGUGGAAGUGCCUCAGAGGGUCAGGUUGUGGAAGCAUUUAAGAUCCUGACUUCAGAUGAUAGAGUGAAGGCAAUUCUAGUGAACAUUUUUGGGGGCAUCAUGAAAUGUGAUGUGAUAGCAGGUGGAAUCGUAAAUGCUGCUAAACAGGUUGACCUGAAGGUGCCUGUUGUUGUUCGGCUAGAAGGCACCAAUGUGGACCAAGGAAAGAGGAUUCUUAAGGAAAGUGGAAUGACACUGAUCACUGCAGAAGAUCUUGAUGAUGCGGCAGAGAAGGCUGUAAAAGCAUCCGUCAAGUAACUCUCUAGUGUAUCAGUCUGAAGUUUCUUUUUUACAAGAUGAGCGGUGCUCUUUUACGGAUUUCGGAUCAGGGCCGAAGCCGUGAACUGCAACUAUUUUGAGGAGGGAUUAUUUUGGCUUUAUUUUUCCUGUUAAACGUUGCCAUUGCCGAAACGGAAUGUAACGUUGUGAUAUCAUGUUAAUAAACAUUUAUCGGCGCAAUUAGGCAGCUACUUGUCAAGUGCAUUUUACCCCACUACCUUUUA